This is a messenger RNA of Fusarium musae, 492 nucleotides long. RefSeq lists its product as uncharacterized. NCBI's taxonomy places the organism in Eukaryota, Fungi, Ascomycota, Sordariomycetes, Hypocreales, Nectriaceae. The coding region runs from base 1 to 492 and encodes 163 amino acids. The record is from RefSeq and is a predicted model, not a curated record. The transcript is spliced from 2 exons.
AUGGGUCUCAACGCUGGCAGUUCGCUGAGAAGAGUCGUCACCUACCACAAGGGCCAGAGCUCUGCAAUCUUAUCAGAUGAAGAGCUGGAACUCACCUCGGGCUUUGGAAGCAACGCGGUUACCAUCUGGAGAAAUGACAAGUACCCGGCUGAGCUGGUUGACAAAGACCCUGUCAGCACCGAUCCAGUAAUCUAUACACCCGGCUCACUUAUUCGAGUCGUCGACUUUCCGCCAAAUUCCUCAGGCCAUAAUCAUAGAACCGCAUCGCUUGACUAUGGAAUUGUGUUUGAGGGUGAGCUAGAGAUGGCGUUGGAAGAUGGUUCCAAGACUAUUGUUCGUGCAGGCGAUGUCAUUGUGCAACAGGCGUGGAACAAUCUUACGGAUAAGCCAGCUCGACUUAUCUUUGUGCUGUUACCGUCAGAAAAGACUGUCAAUGGUGUCAACGUCUCGGAGACUGGCGUGCCUGAGAAAUAUCUUCCGAAGAUUUCAUGA